AUGAAGCUGCGUCAGGAAGAAGGGAGUGGGCUACCAGCCUACUCUCCUGUUGCUCUUGGCCCACCAUGGUCUCUACCGCAAGGUCAAAGCGCUGAGCUGGCGGACAAGCCCCAGGAAUCAAGAUCUCUCUGCCAUUCUGCGCCUGCAGACUUGUCUCCUGGUACAAGGCCUAUGACACCAAUCGAGCAACUACGUGCUCUCACACCUGAUAACCCAAACCGAGGCUUGACCGCUUAUGUGCCAGAUACGGUUGACGAUACUCGAGCUCUGAAGGCACGUGGGCAUUUCGACCCACACUUCAUUCGUCGGAAUUGCUACAACGAUGGUAUCUGGCACGACCAUGAGCAGUCAGCCGCCAAGGACUUCGUCAGACAGAGCACACGGGAUGAGAUGCAAGCAAGACCUAUACCAGACAAGGAUUUCUACUGGGACAGCACGGGGACAUGGAGCGGGGAUGACGCUCUGAGAAAGCACGCUGAUAUGGCUCGAACUAGACACAUGUAUCCCCGCCAGAAAAUUAUCCUUGGCACAGGUUUGCCUCGCGUACCCUCUACAUCAGCGAAGGCCGAGAACAUUGGCCCAGCUGAAAGUUGCGGUGCAUGUGGACAUAGCCCGGAAAGCACUCAUAAUGCCCAUUGCUACACUUGUGAGAAGUGCGGCGAGGCUUGGUACUGCUCGAGCUUUUGUCGAAAGACGCAAUCUCAUUGCUACCCAGAUGAAGAUGAGCAAGAUGAUGAAGUGGUUCCAGCAACAUCUGAGGGCGUAGAAGGGGACAUCAGCAAGACCAACAGUAGCAAUAAUUCACAGGAGGACGAUGGAAUCGCUAAUUAUUUGAAAGAGCUCGGAGAGAUGCAGAAACAGGGCUAUGACAAAGCUUCUGGCGUGCGUGGAAGCCAUCCGGAGAAUCCUUCCAAGGAGAGCGCACAGUCGUACGCUGAUGAAACUGUCGAAAAGGACGGAAAGUCGCCCAUCGUGACGAACACGAUCGCUGUACCGAUGGUCCACAACGUUCGCUUUGAGAAGAACCAUCAUCGUACCAUUGAAUACCAAAUCACAUCCCCAAAGCAAGGGAAUCCCCACUGGGUCGAUGGCUUUGAUACUGUGCUCCAAGCCCCAGCAUGGCUGGCAGCGAUCAACAUUUUCUGGCAGUAUAGCGAGAAAAACGCUUUCGCCAGAAAGCUUCUUCGCUAUCCAGAGAUACACCCUGAGGGCUUGUCCAGAGAUCCGUACUAGUACCACAUUGCGCCCUCGUCGUUCAUCAAUGAGAUCCUCGGCUGCACAGUCUCCGAAGAUAAGCGCUCCCUGUUCUACCACUGUCGUAGAGCUGGGAAGCAUUAUGGGCCAAAGAAGACGGACAAGAUCAGAGCUUGGGACCUUGGUUCAGACUGGGACACUGCCCUCGGACAGUAUUGGGCUCGAUAUGCAUAUUCCGUUUCGAGGGACGAGAGUGCCAAACUGUUCCUUCAACAGGAGGCCGAAAAAGCUGAAGAAAUUAAAAAACGGAAUGAUUCGGUCAUUGGUUCGUCGCUGCUGAGCGAGAAUGAUGAGGAGGAUGAGGGGUCUGUAGACAGUGGUUAUGUAGACUACUGAACGUUCGUGGUAUGUAGGUGCAAAAUAGCCCACGAUCGUUCCAAAUGAGAUGAAAGCAAAUUUCACCUGCAUGCAAAAUACUUCACCUGCACUUUUUUCUUGA
This is a messenger RNA of Cercospora beticola, 1693 nucleotides long. RefSeq lists its product as uncharacterized. The record is from RefSeq and is a predicted model, not a curated record. Lineage: Eukaryota; Fungi; Ascomycota; Dothideomycetes; Mycosphaerellales; Mycosphaerellaceae.